GACGUAUAGGCAUUGAGCACUUCCGGCUUUGGGUGCUGAUGAGAAUGAAGUGACCUGGUGAUGCUUUGUGUUUUCAUUUAGCUGUUGAUGUUCAUGUGUAGAUUUAGCCUCUUAUUUCAGCAUUUACACGAGAGCGCGCCCUGGUUGAAUCGACAUAAACAAGACGAUUGAACAACACGAAGAUGGCUGAUAGAAGUGACCUGAAAGCUGAGCUUGAGCGCAAAAAGCAGCGCUUAGCCCAGAUUCGAGAGGAGAAGAAAAGAAAGGAGGAAGAGAGAAAGAAGAAAGAGUCUGAGAUGCUUCAGAGGACUGAGAACGUGUCAGAAGACUCGGACCUAGACAGAAAGAGAAGAGAGACAGAGGCUCUCCUGCAGAGCAUUGGGAUUUCACCAGAACCACCUUUAGUGCAGCCACUGCAGCUUUUAACAUGGGAUACCUGUUAUUUUCAUUAUUUAGUCCCAACCCCUAUGUCUCCCUCUUCGCAAUCAGUGAGCCCGCCCAGUGAAACUGGAAGUCAAGAGUCCAUAGAUGGAGGGACGGUGGGAAGAUAUCGGACGUUGCAAUGGGACACCGACCCCUCAGCUCUUCAGCUUCUUGCAGAUUCUGUUCAUGGCUGCAAGAUGCAUAGGCUUGGAGCAUCAAAAAUUGUUCAGAUUGAUUUCAUGCCAAAAGAACUGGUGACAUACUCCAAAGAGACACAGACCCCUGUCACAUCUGAUCAGCCUGAGGAGGAGGAGGAUGAGGAGCUGUCAGUGCCAAAAUCUGAGCCGGUGUCACAGCAGCUAGAGGAGGACAAGCCUCAGGAGGCCGAAGAAGUUCAUCCUAGAGAACUCACCAAUGAGGAGAAAGAGCAGAUUGUUCAUUCAGAGGAUUUCCUGUUUUUCUUCGACCGAAGCAUCCGUGUAGUGGAGCGAGUGCUGGCCGAGGACACGGACAUUUUCUUUGACUACAGUGGGCGAGAUAUGGAGGACAAAGAAGGGGACAUGCAAGCUGGAUCAAACUUGUCUUUUAAUCGACAUUUCUAUGAUGAGCAUUGGUCUAAACAUCGAGUCGUCACUUCCCUGGAUUGGUCACCACAGUAUCCUGAAUUGCUAGUGGCCUCGUACAACACUAAUGAGGAUGCGCCUCAUGAGCCAGAUGGAGUUGUGCUGGUCUGGAAUAUGAAGUUUAAGAGGACGACCCCUGAAUACAUAUUCCACUGUCAGUCCUCAGUGAUGUCAGUUGGCUUUGCUCAGUUUCAUCCCAACCUGGUGAUCGGAGGCACUUACUCAGGACAGAUAGCACUGUGGGACAAUCGAAGUCACAGGAGGACCCCAGUGCAAAGGACACCCCUGUCUGCAACUGCACACACUCAUCCUGUAUACUGUGUGAAUGUGGUCGGAACACAAAAUGCCAACAACCUGAUCACAGUAUCCACAGAUGGCAAGAUGUGCUCCUGGAGUCUGGACAUGCUCUCACAGCCUCAGGAGAGUAUGGAGCUGAUCUAUAACAAGUCAAAGCCUGUGGCAGUCACUUGCAUGGCCUUCCCUGCAAGUGACGUGAAUAACUAUGUGGUAGGAAGUGAAGAGGGCACCGUUUACACAGCAUCCCGCCAUGGGAGUAAGGCUGGUAUUGGUGAAAUGUUCGAUGGGCAUCAGGGACCUGUGACUGGAAUCAGCUGCCAUAACUCUGUGGGCCCAGUUGACUUCUCACAUCUCUUUACUACUUCCUCAUUUGACUGGACAGUGAAACUGUGGUCAACCAAACAUAACAAGCACCUCUAUUCUUUUGAAGACAAUGCAGACUAUGUGUAUGAUGUCAUGUGGUCUCCAGUGCAUCCAGCGCUCUUUGCUACAGUCGAUGGGAACGGUCGCCUGGACCUCUGGAAUCUCAACAACUACACAGAGGUGCCAUCGGCAAGUGUGACCGUGGAGGGAGGAUGUGCCCUGAACCAGGUCAGAUGGGCAUCAGGGGGCAGAGAGGUGGCAGUGGGUGAUUCAGAGGGCCGUGUUUGGAUCUAUGAUGUGGGAGAGUUGGCCGUGCCACAUAUAGACGACUGGAGCAAAUUUGCCCGUACGCUCAUGGAGAUUCGUGCAAACCGAGGGGAUGGAGAGGAAGAAGGUGCGUUGGAGCUGCCUGCCUGAGACAGACACAAAUACAUUCAGUGAGAAACAAGUAAAGAUACGCUGAAACAGAUGCUUGAUGUAAAUGAGUGAAUCACGCAUCCACGCUGCUGUGAUCGCAGGUUUUUUUAUUUUGCCUACAAAAGUCUAUUUAUAGCAUGGGUGUUAAUUAGCAAUAACUCCUGUUCCAGUGCUAAUAGUUAAUUCCAGAACACACACAGGUGAAUGAGCUUGAGCUAAUGUAUAUCUAUGGCUUGCAGUGACUAUAAUAGGAGUGAGCCUGUGAUCGUACUGUAUCAAAACCGAAUGAUAACUUAUUUUACAAAUGUGAAAGUGCAGGGUCAUGUUGAGAUACAUGGAAGAAUGUAUUGACCAUUAUGUAAAAAUGUAUUGUAGCAAACCUUAUGAAUGUGACUUUCUUUGACCUUUAACGUUGUAUGUGUGUAUAAUUGAAUACCAACUGGAGCAUAAAAGCAACUGUAAAGUGUGAACUUACAAUAAAAGUUGUGUUUUAAUCUUCAUUUGAGCAGUUAUUUGUCCAAAAUGUGGGGUUAUUAUGUGUGAUAAAAAGUUUUUAUAUUAUUCCACGAUGUUUUCGUGGCAUUAAACCUUUAAUCUUUGAUCACAAUGACAACAGAUUCCUUGUCAUCCAUGGUUUUUUUUCCUCCAUCAUCAGCAACUUUCAUGGACGCACACGGCCGCACGUAGAAGGCGGGAUUCUGUUACCAUGACAAUUACGUCAAUAUUAGUGUCGGGUAACUAAAGGUCAAACUAAAGACAAGCCAGAGACGGAAGGAAACAGGCUCGGAAUGGCGGAGACUAAAGGUUUUUUGCAGCAAAAGCCGGAGGAAAUCACAGUAAUAAACUGUGGUUUAAUCGCGUUAUCGCUUGAACGGCGGUGCUUUGUCUAAUUUGAACAGGAUACCCAUAUGUUACGAGGUACUGCUGCGGCGGGAAGGACAGUCCAUGCUAGUUUUGUCUGUAAAUUGGAGCAAAGCUUAGAGCAUAGCUACCGUUAGUUAGCCGUGCUGUGUUGUUCCGUUUCGAAGCAGAAUGACUUUUGCUAACUAUCAGUGCUGUAUUAUACACAAGCAAAACGCCUGGAUGGCUCUAGGUCGCUUUUGCGAGGGUAAAAUGCAGUGCAGCUAUGGCUUGACUGCUUGCUUCCUCUUCACCCAACUUGGUAGCUGGUAGCAACACAGGCUUACUUGGUGCAAGUUCUUCUUAUUAUAACAACUCUUUUCGUGCGGUAUAUUGUAGUGGAGACUGUCUUCAAAUUCACAGAUUUUCUUAUUCACAAGCAGAGAAACAAGGUUGAACCAAUGUCAGUCUACAAAUACGAGUGUUUUUAAUACGAUUUUGUUUGGUUCAAACUCGGGUCGUAUAUGGCUGUUAUUUAUGCUGAUGCUCAUAUGUAGAGACCGCACUGCACUUCCAGUUGUUGUUUUUGUCGAUAACAACUUAUUUUAAUGAUUGAAAAUUUACCGAUAUCGACUCAGCACAUUUUUUGUGAUUGUUUUAAUCAAAUAUCUGUGAUUAGAGACCGUGACAGUGUUCGAAUCUGCAAGGUCUUCAUCCUCAUCGCGGUCCCUUUGUCAUUGACGUGAAGGAGAGAGGACCUUUAACUUUCAACUCGGCUUUUGCUGUAUUUUUAUUUCUCAUGAGGACUGUAGAGGGCAGUAAACUCACCACAUACAUUUUCAUGGUUUUCCUAGGUUGAUAUAAUUUGCAUUCGGAUGAAUUAUAUUUAUUUGCAUUACGCUGUUUGAUAUGCUUUUAGCUGGUUGUUCAUGCCUGUAAACAUCCCCGACUGGAAGCUGUGCUAUACUUGAACAAAAAGCUUUCAGUUGGAUGUUUGCUGCCAUCCUCCAGUUCUUUCGUCUUUAUUGAUAUGUGUGUAAUUAAACAAUACUGCUUCCUAAAUGUUACAUAACAACAAUUAUGUGUACAUGUUAAUUUUUAAAUGAGUUGACAGAUGUGCCAUCUGGAUCUGUUUGUGUUUUCUGUAGUAAUAUUCCAGUGUAGUCGUUGUAAACAUCCUACACUCAGCUGUAUUCUGCAAAAGAGGCUGGGGGGAGGGUGUUUGCUGUGACUGACUGGAGCACCUCUGUGAUUUUUGUGAAGCUGAAAGGAGACAAGAAAGAAUGAUAAAAGUAAAAACAUCUACUUUGUUAAUCCCUCUGUUGUACGUAUAAAUAUAAUAAUACCCCAAAUAAACGCAUUUAAUUCUG
Megalobrama amblycephala (Wuchang bream) is the source of this 4333-nucleotide messenger RNA. RefSeq names its product dynein, cytoplasmic 1, intermediate chain 1 (gene dync1i1). Bases 183 to 2123 code for a protein of 646 amino acids. Gene Ontology annotation, cellular component: cytoplasmic dynein complex. The record is from RefSeq and is a predicted model, not a curated record. The transcript has 18 exons. Lineage: Eukaryota; Metazoa; Chordata; Actinopteri; Cypriniformes; Xenocyprididae. Gene Ontology annotation, molecular function: dynein light chain binding; dynein heavy chain binding. Gene Ontology annotation, biological process: transport along microtubule.